Molecule: messenger RNA, 2302 nt
Organism: Spinacia oleracea (spinach)
Lineage: Eukaryota; Viridiplantae; Streptophyta; Magnoliopsida; Caryophyllales; Amaranthaceae
Product: NAD-dependent malic enzyme 59 kDa isoform, mitochondrial
Exons: 20
Coding region: 176-1993 (605 amino acids)
Biological process (GO): malate metabolic process; pyruvate metabolic process
Cellular component (GO): mitochondrion
Molecular function (GO): malate dehydrogenase (decarboxylating) (NAD+) activity; NAD binding
Source: RefSeq, a predicted model, not a curated record
ACCCGUAAACUCCGGGCAGCUGAGACCCAGUUCUCUGGAACAAAGUCACCAAUACUGAUGCACACUAUAUAAACAAAGUAUACGCGACACAAAAUUCUCAAACACCAUUUUUCACAUUUUCUCUCUCCUCCCAACUCUAAACUUAUUGUCGUCUGCUGGCUGAAAUUUUCGCAAAAUGUGGAGAGUGAUGCGAUCUGCGGCGGCGAAUCUCCGCCGUACGCGGCAGUUUUCGGUGGCGGCAACGAUUCCAGGUCCUUGUAUGGUCCACAAGCGCGGUGCUGAUAUUCUUCAUGAUCCUUGGUUUAAUAAGGAUACUGCAUUUCCUUUGACAGAAAGAGAUCGCCUUGGGCUCCGUGGCCUCCUUCCACCCCGUAUUGUAUCAUUUGAACAACAAUAUGCCCGUUUCAUGGAUUCAUAUCGAUCAUUGGAGAGAAAUACGCAGGGGCAGCCAGAGGGUGCUGUAUCUUUGGCAAAAUGGAGGAUUCUGAACAGACUGCAUGACAGGAAUGAAACGUUAUAUUACAGAGUCCUUAUUGAUAAUAUCAAAGACUUCGCUCCUAUUAUAUAUACUCCAACUGUAGGGCUGGUGUGUCAAAAUUAUUCGGGUUUGUUCAGACGUCCACGUGGAAUGUAUUUCAGCGCAAAGGAUAAGGGAGAGAUGAUGUCCAUGAUCUAUAACUGGCCUGCUGAACAUGUUGAUAUGAUAGUUGUCACAGAUGGCAGCCGGAUUUUGGGUUUGGGAGAUCUUGGAGUUCAGGGAAUUGGCAUACCUAUUGGGAAACUUGAUGUAUAUGUUGCUGCUGCAGGAAUGAACCCCCAGCGGGUACUUCCAGUUAUGCUUGAUGUGGGUACUAACAACCAAAAACUUCUUGAAGAUCCUCUCUACCUAGGACUCAGACAACCUAGGCUCGAAGGGGAAGAAUAUCUCUCCAUAGUUGAUGAAUUCGUGGAAGCUGUUCAUACACGUUGGCCCAAGGCUGUUGUUCAGUUCGAGGACUUCCAAAUGAAAUGGGCUUUUGAAACACUGCAAAGAUAUCGGAAAAGGUUUUGCAUGUUCAAUGAUGACAUUCAGGGAACUGCUGGUGUAGCCUUGGCUGGGUUGCUGGGUGCUGUGAGAGCACAAGGCCGUCCAUUGACUGAUUUUAUGAAACAAAAAAUAGUCGUGGUUGGAGCUGGGAGUGCAGGACUUGGUGUCCUUACCAUGGCAGUUCAGGCAGUUUCCAGGAUGGCAGGGGCAAAUGGGAUCCCAUCCAAUCAUCAGUUUUACCUAAUAGAUAAAGAUGGGCUUAUAACGAAAGAGAGAAAGAAUUUAGACCUGUCUGCCGCACCCUUCGCAAAAUAUCCAGAAGAAACCAAGGGGCUUAGGGAGGGAGCUAGUCUUGUUGAAGUGGUUAGGAAGGUCAAGCCAGAUGUGCUACUUGGUUUGUCUGGAGUUGGCGGUAUCUUCAAUGAAGAGGUGCUGAAGGCCAUGCGAGAAUCAGACAGCCCUAGACCUGCUAUUUUUGCCAUGUCAAACCCUACAUUGAAUGCGGAAUGCACUCCUGCUGACGCUUUCAAGUAUGCUGGAGAAAAUAUUGUUUUUGCUGGUGGAAGUCCUUUCGAGAAUGUAGAUCUUGGGAAUGGAAAAGUAGGUCAUGUCAAUCAAGCAAAUAACAUGUACCUGUUUCCCGGGAUUGGGUUGGGAGCUUUGCUUUCCGGUGCUCGCUUAAUUACUGACAGCAUGUUGCAAGCUGCUGCCGAAUGUCUUGCUACCUACAUGUCGGAUGAGGAAAUAAGUAGAGGCGUUUUAUAUCCAUCAAUUGGAAGUAUACGAGAAAUUACAGCAGAAGUUGCAACUGCUGUGUUACAAGCAGCUGUUGCUGAAGACUUAGCUGAAGGCCACGGUGAAGUGGGGCGAAAAGAGCUCAGGUGCAUGUCAAAGGAAGAGACUGCAGAAUAUGUCAAGCGCAAUAUGUGGUUUCCCAUCUACAGCCCUCUUGUGCACGAGAAAUGAGGCCACGACAUUCAGCCCUUUCAUCUGCUACAUCAGUUGGACAGUUUGUGUCUUUCUGGAAACUGUAAAAUUUGUCUCAGAAUACAGUAUUACAGCCAAUUUGAAACAGGAAAAAUAUAGAAACAUAGGAUUGGGGAGUUGUGAAUUUUUUUGCCAGCUUCAUUUGUUUGUAUUGAAACUGUUGAGACUAGGAUCCUCCCUUACAUAGAAUUUUUCUUCAGGGGAGACUCCGUUUUUCCUGGACUAUAAUGAUUUGUAUGCAGAUGCAGUAUACUGAAGUUUCCAUCUUAUUCUUGUUUUGUUUGUCAA